CUCAUUUUCAUGACCUCUGUAAACAUCACCGUCUCCGACCAAUCCCCGACCUGGGAGUACUCACCCGAACGCGAAGGCGCGUCGAGCUCAGGAUGGUCGAGCGAUUUUUCACCUGAACCACCAUACGAUCCAACGCAUGCCUCGUCCAACCUUGCAUCUGGAGUAUCCUCCCACACCACCACACUCUCUGGCGCGACAGCCCGUUUAUCUUUUGUGGGGACCGCCGUCUCUAUCUAUGGCGCAGGCACUAGUGGCGCUUAUUCAACAACACUCGACAAUGGCCCCGAAGAUGCUGGUAACCCAUCAGGCUCGCUACUUGCAACAUACGGGGCCUUGAACGGAAGCGUAAUGCAUACUAUAACGCUCAAAGCUACUCAGGGACAGUCUUUGACUCUGUCCCAUGCUGAAUUUGCUGUUCGAUCCAACAUUGCAUCGAACUCCAUAUCCAAUUCGACGGUGGUUGCGGUAACCGCUGGACCGAAUAACACAUUUACCACAAAUUCCUUCUUCAGCACAACGGGAACUGGCAUCGCCAACUUUCACCAGGAUGCUGGAUAUACCCGUAUCGAUACCAACGGCGCAGGAUCGACUCUAGAAUUUUCUUGCUCCAAAACGUCUGCCCUUUUCGUAUAUGGAACGAGUAAUUGGGACCAUCAAACCUACUCAGUCGAGCUCAAUCCCCCUGGAGCUUCUCGAGGAGCCCGAAUAUUCAACGCCACCUCUAAGUGGUUUGUGUUGGACAACCUUGUUUAUUUCGAGUCCGGCCUUGACCCAGCACAAACCUACAAUAUCAAAAUGACAAACCUGAUCCAAGGCUCCUAUCUUGAUAUUCACAGUGUCCUCAUGAUGAAUCUGCCCCCACUCAGCAGGGAUCCCAGUUCAUCUGGGUCCCCGCCACCCUCAACCUCCAAUCCUUCGCUCCCCUCAACCUCAAAGUCAUCCAACACUGGUCAAAUUGUUGGUAUUGCGGUUGGCGCUGUCGUAAUCGUUGCUGCGUUAUUAUUGUUCGGUGUGCUAUGUUUGCGUCGCAGAUCUAGAAAACGGGCUGAAAGGGAUGCGAUGUCCAUGAAUGGCAUGCUGGUAACCCCCUUCGAUGACCAGUCACACUCACAGAUGACGCCAGCACAAAGCAAUUCACUAUCGAGCACCAACAUGAUGACGGUUAACAGUGACAACCAAUACGCCGCUUACCGCGACGGAUAUACCUACAGCACCUAUUCAGCCUCGACGCGCGAUGUCCCCCAGCCUCCACAAGUCCCCUACUCAGAUGAUUCAAGCACACCACGCACUUCGGGUGAUUUCGAUCCCUAUUCAGACGGGCGUUCAAUGCGCCCGCCCCAACAGCCCUUCGCCUCUGGAACUGCAAGCAUUGGCGCCAGCAUGAUUGCGUCUGCUUCUUCCUCUGCCUCAGCCAGUCGGAUAGCUGGGCCACUUCCUGAAAAACAUGCCCGCAUGCCAAGCGACGACGGCGCGAGUUCGCGGCGGAUACGACAAGAAGUAGAUGCAGGUCGAGUAGUCCCUGAAGAGGAGGCCUUGCCACCCACUUAUGAUCCAAAUUGGUCAAGACAUUGA
Messenger RNA from Mycena indigotica, 1572 nucleotides. RefSeq lists its product as uncharacterized. The transcript has 8 exons. NCBI's taxonomy places the organism in Eukaryota, Fungi, Basidiomycota, Agaricomycetes, Agaricales, Mycenaceae. The record is from RefSeq and is a predicted model, not a curated record. The coding region runs from base 10 to 1572 and encodes 520 amino acids.